UUAUCUAGACUUGUUCAUAACCUAACCCCUUUCACAGAAAUCAAGUCUUUGAAUAAGGCUAGAUUUUUUUUAGUUUUAGUCAAUAGAAUUGAAAAGUGUAACUUAUUUUUGUGAAGGAAAGUAUAGUCCAUAAGAUAUUAAUUUGCUUGCAUCACUUGAUUGCAUGUUUAUCUUUGAAUGUUGGGCCCUUUUUAUUUUCUUUAUUUAUCAUGUUUGAAUUGUUCCCAAGUAAAAUAAAAAUAGUAUUAUUGUUUUGCUUGAGCCUUGAAGUAGUCCUUUGCUGUCUUUAUUAUUUUCCUUAUUUUUUUUUCUUUUAACACUCCCUAAGUGGCCAUUCUCAAAAUUCUUACUUGAAUAUUGUUAUUCUUACAAAUUAGUAUACUUCCCUGUGUUUAUGAAAAAAAUGUGAAAUGCAUUUCUAUAAAAAAACUAUUGUUGCUAAUUGCAUAAAACUACUUACUACAACUUUUAAGUGAUUUAGAAUAUAUACCAUAAAGCAAGAGAGAUUGUUGUUGCCCAGCUCGCUUCUUAACUUUGAGGUCCGAGAUUUAAUCACCACUCACAUAAAUGAAACACAUUUCAUGAUCAACAAUUUAUUAUUUAAUACGAGCACUAGUGAUGAGAGGAGAUGGUGGACACCAUCCGUUAAAUUAUAUAUCUAUCGUUAAAUUAUAUAUAUAUAUAUAUAUAUAUAAAUGCAUUAGGGUUGGUCAUAGGAAGUGCCCUAAGAUUUAAAAGUCCAUGAAAAUCUAUGAAGCAAACACCUGGUGUAUCCUGCAAUAAUGAAAAAGGUGGUCAACAAUUAGCUACUCUUCUGGAAGUAUAGAACUUUGAAAUCAGACAAAAACAGGAAAUGUAGAACUCUAUAUAGUGUGUAUGCAAGCAACAUGCAUAAUAAGCCUAUACAACCAAACAAUAUAAAAUUGGGCGUUUUCUCUCUUAGCUUCCUCAAAACAUCAAACAAAGAAAACUCUAGCUCAUUGAAAAUAUGAAACACGAAUUGACUACGCUCUCAGUUCCCAAUUUAAUCUUCUACGCGUAGUGAGUUUCAUUCUUAUUCACUCUCUAUCUUCUCCCUUCAACAACCAACCCUUCUCUUUUCACUUCUCUGUUUUUUCCCCUUCCCCUGUUUUUCCCAUUCCCCUAUUUUUCACUUUCCCCUGUUUUUUCCCCUGUUUCAAGAAUGAAACCUCUGCUUCAUCCAUCUUCCAUUUUAACUUUCUGGUUCACCCUUUUCAUAAUCUCAAUCAAUAUUCAAACACCCCUCUGUGCUGAUAAUGAUAGCAAGUACUACACGAACUGCUAUGAAGCUUUUUCCUGCGAUGGUAGCAGUGUUGGGAACCUCAAGUACCCAUUCUGGGGAGGAAACAGAACUGAGUACUGUGGUCAAUCUCAGUUGGAGCUCGUUUGUGAAGACCGUGCAGCGAAGAUCACAAUCAAUUCAAUCACAUACCGUGUUGUUAAAUGGGAGGAUUCAACACAGAAGCUCACGGUGGCUAGAGAUGACUUCUGGGGUGGUGUCUGUGCUGUGAGUGAUUACCAGAACAGUUCAUUUGAUAACUCUCCCUUUCAAUAUGAUUUCAGUGGUGAUAAUAACGUGACGUUGUUAUACAAUUGCGGUUCUAUCGAUCCUCCGAGUGGGUUUUAUAGGAGUUCCUGCGAUGGUGGUAGUAGAGUUGUGUACUAUAUUGUAGGAGUAGGACCUUUAUCCUUUGCCUCUGCUUGCACGAGUGUUGUGGUUCCAGUUUUGGCAUCCCAAGUUUCAGCACUUGCAUCUACUGCUGGUAACAUAGACGAGGUAUUGAAUGAAGGUUUUGGGUUGAGAUGGAGUGGUAAUUAUCAAGAGUGCACAGGAUGUCUUGAUACUAGAGGAGCGUGUGGGUUUGAUGGAAAAUUCAGGUGUUUCUGCGAGGAUGGACCUCAUCAAUCUUCAUGCAUUUCAGAUAGGGCCCCAGCUCCAGGUAAAGGCGGUUCUACCAAAGUAGGCGUUAUAAUAGGUGUUGCUGCAGGAGUUGCAGUCCUUGUUGGCCUUCUUUGCUGUGGGUUCUUUAUGUUCCGACGAAAGAGAAAAAUGGCUAAGCAAUCAACAGGCAAGGACCUCCUCAUGCCUACUACUACUUCAAGGCCAAGCAGUUUCACUCUCACCUCUGCCACUAACUCUUCUCAAAGUGUCUCUUCUUACCCCUCUUCCACGUCUGGCACAGUGCCUCCCAAAAGUUUCUACUUUGGCGUCAAGGUGUUUACCUAUGAAGAACUAGAGGAAGCUACAAACGGUUUUCACACUUCCAGAGAACUUGGUGAAGGAGGUUUUGGCACAGUUUACAAAGGUGAACUCCAAGAUGGACGUGUGGUUGCCGUGAAACGCCAUUAUGAAAGCAAUUUUAAACGUGUUGAGCAGUUCAUAAAUGAAGUUAGGAUUCUAGCUACCUUACGGCACAAGAACCUGGUGACACUCUAUGGAUGCACCUCUAGACAUAGCCGAGAGCUUCUCCUUGUCUAUGAAUUCAUAUCUAAUGGAACAGUGGAUGAUCAUCUUCACGGGAAACGGUCGAAGUCCGCUUUACUUCCUUGGCCUGUCCGAUUGAACAUUGCAGUAGAAACAGCUGAAGCACUAGCCUACCUCCAUGCAAAUGAUGUCAUACACCGCGAUGUUAAAUCCAACAACAUCCUCUUAGAUGAUAAAUUUCAUGUUAAGGUUGCUGAUUUUGGUCUCUCGCGGUUGUUCCCCACUCAUGUCACUCAUGUGUCAACUGCUCCACAAGGAACACCUGGUUAUGUUGACCCUGAGUAUUAUCAGUGCUACCAACUCAAUGAUAAGAGUGAUGUUUACAGCUUUGGGGUUGUCUUAGUUGAGCUCAUAUCAUCAUUACAAGCUGUGGACGUUAGCCGGCACCGCAGUGACGUGAACUUGGCGAACAUGGCCAUCAAUAAAAUUCAGAACCAAGAAUUACAUGAGUUGGUGGAUUUGGAUCUUGGAUUUGAAAAGGACGAUGGUGUGAGGAGGAUGAUGACAGGAGUGGCGGAAUUAGCCUUUCGAUGUUUGCAACAGCAGAAAGAAAUGAGGCCCAACAUGGAUGAGGCGGUGGAAAUCUUGAGAGCAAUCAAGAGUGAUGAGCUUGACACAAGGGAAGCAAAAGUAGUGGAUGUUGUGACAGAUGAAGUUGUGCUUCUGAAGAAGGUUCCUUCACCAGUUUCACCAGAUUCAGUUGCUGAUAAAUGGCAGUGGGGGAUGCUAAGAAGAACAACUUAACAACACAUGUGCAUGGCCAGAGAUUACUGAGUCAGGACUCAAAUCUACAUUGGCAGGUAUGUUGUGGCUGCAAUUGCGGUUGCGGACCACAAUUUACAACCCUGAGUUGUAUCAUGAGUGUCCAAUACAUGUAGUGGUGAAUAUUUAGGCUAUUUUGUUCAUGGACUAAUUGUUAAACACACAAGGGCUCUUGCUGAUCAUAGCGUGUCAGAAGGUUAGAAUACAUAUUUCAAUAAUAGUUGAUGCAGUUGUGAUCCAUGGUAUUUGGAGAAGAGGAGCAGCAUUUGUAUAUAUGAUCUUUGGUGUUUCCUCUGGUUACUGGUGAGAAAAACGUAAAAAACAAGUUUAAUGACCCUGCACAGUAAUAAUAGAUCUUCUUAUCCU
Messenger RNA from Lotus japonicus, 3634 nucleotides. Its product is annotated as LEAF RUST 10 DISEASE-RESISTANCE LOCUS RECEPTOR-LIKE PROTEIN KINASE-like 1.4. The transcript is spliced from 5 exons. The record is from RefSeq and is a predicted model, not a curated record. Gene Ontology annotation, biological process: protein phosphorylation. Lineage: Eukaryota; Viridiplantae; Streptophyta; Magnoliopsida; Fabales; Fabaceae. Bases 1184 to 3250 code for a protein of 688 amino acids. Gene Ontology annotation, molecular function: protein kinase activity; polysaccharide binding; ATP binding.